UGCACCACGUCUUGGAAGCAGUCCUGUGUUACCUCAUAUACAAAACCAAUACAACGACGCGAGUGCAAUAGAUAUCGCGAGUCCGUGCAUGGUUCCUCAAGAUCGAAGGAAUCAAUUGGACGACGGACUGACAGAUUGACGGAUCGACGGAUUGACGAUCUGAUUUGAAACCGAAUUGAAUCAGAUUGAUCUUGGAAUUAUUGAAGUUAUUCUGAAAAUUACGACUAUUGUCGAUUUAAGAGGUAAACGGAAGUGACAAUAUGACUUGAUAUUGUGAGGAAGGUGCAAUUUCGAAGCUAGUUUUGUGAUGAGAAUGCCGAUAGACAGUAAAUAUUCUUUAGAAUUGAUGGAACACUCGACAAUGCGGACAUUUUGAAGAUCGCAAGAAAAAUAUGGAUACCUAAAAUGUACUACACUAAUUGUUGAAAGAUAACUGUCAGCAUAAUACAGUGGCUAUUUGUGCAACCAAUGUUUCAAUAGAAUAGAAUCGAAUUACUGUUUUAAAGCUAGAAAUGAAAGCAAUUUUAGAAACUUUAUAAAAACUCUUUAGAUAAUUUAAAUAUACUAGAUUAGUGGUGGAUUUAAACAAAACUUGAAAAUAAAAAUUCUGAUUAUAAUCAUAUAUCAUAUUUGAAAAUAGAAAUUCAUAUAGAGGUUUGACAGAGUUUUUAUGCGGUGCAAAACAAACAUUCCGUUACACAGAAGGAUAAGUCUUUCAGACAUUUUUUCCGCAGCUUAUAAUGAUCUCGGAAUUUGGCAGGUAGAAGGCAGUACGUAGUGACUCACAGUGUGUGUCAACGCGACGGCGACCUUUAUUGGAAUCUGGCGCCUUUUCUUCAUCGGUUCUGAAAUAAGCUACAAGCGCAUAAAAUUAGUGCGCAGUAAUUAUUGGAAAGUCAUUAUUGAUCGAAACAAUUGAUAAUCUGGUAAAGUAUUUCGCAAGUGCUUUUUCCAGUGCCAGUGGAGAUCGCGAAUAAAUUUUCGAACAAUAUGAAAUAAAUUGAUCAUAAUUUCUCGGGGGCUUUCUGAGUUUAGUAAUUGAUAUCUUUGACAAAUAUCUUCCUACACAGAAGACACGACUAAUUAUUUAAUUGACACAAGAGAGAAGAAAAGAGUGAGAAGUGACACGUUGCCAUGCGCAAUUAUUAAUCAGACACAGAGUGUUGAGAAGAGAAGACUAUAUAAAAUCAUAUGUUUCUGCUACGAAGAUUCCCUAACCGUAUAAAAUUUCGACAGGACAAGGAUGUCAAUCAUUAACUGAUAAUAUAUGCCACGGUGGUAGCUCUCGAGGAGGAUGUUCCACGGGGGCGGAAGUGGCGGGUACGGCGCAAGUUCCGAUUACCAGCAGCAGUCCCAGCAGCAGCAGCAACACGGGCAGCAGCUUCAGGCGCCCGUCUACGUUCCGUCGUCCAGGCCGGCGAUUCCAUCCGCAGCUACGGCAGCGCAAUAUCACUCUUUCCCUACUUCGCCUUCGCCCGCAUGGGAAAAGACAGCGUCCUGGCAACACGGAGUGGAAACGUAUGCGGCGCAUCACGCGCUCGCUGGACACACGAGCGGUACCGCGGCAGCGAUGGGUCCGCACGCUGGGCCUGGCCAUCCGCAUGCGGGACAUCCGCACGCGGCGCAUCCUCAUUCAACCCUCGCUGCAGCCGCGGCUGCACCGUUCUAUGCGCAGAACGUCGCGAUGAUGUCUUCGUGGCGUGCCUAUGACGGCACCGGCUUUCAACGUGCAUCGCCUUAUGACACCGCGAUGGAUUUCCAGUUUGGCGAGGGUCGCGAGUGCGUGAAUUGCGGCGCGAUAUCGACGCCGCUCUGGCGAAGAGACGGCACUGGCCAUUAUCUUUGCAAUGCUUGCGGACUUUAUCAUAAGAUGAACGGCAUGAAUAGGCCGCUCAUUAAGCCCUCAAAACGCCUGAUGUCGGAAUUUCAGACCGCGACGAGGCGACUCGGGCUGUGCUGCACAAACUGUGGCACCCGCACCACCACUUUGUGGAGGCGCAACAACGAGGGCGAGCCAGUGUGCAACGCUUGUGGGUUAUACUUCAAAUUGCAUGGGGUCAAUAGACCGCUAGCCAUGCGGAAGGAUGGUAUACAAACAAGGAAGAGAAAACCGAAAAAGACCCCAGAGCAGAAUGCUAGAUCGUCCCAGGGAGACCAUGAAUCCACUGCCUCGACUACAUCCUCUCCUUCCACAGAUUUGAAGAACAAUCAACAACAGCAGCAACAACAGCAGCAGCAUCAAAUCGAGGUGCCAAAGUCAUCGGGCUCGUCGACAUCGACCGAUAGACCCGUUUACCUCGGACAUACUUCUCUCCUGGCCACCGGAAGUGUACCUGCUGUGAAAACGGAACCGCGGAGCUGCGACGGCAUCGUUGGUCAGCCGUACUCAUCAUAUUAUCAACAUCCUCAUCAACUCGCUGUCACCAGUGAACAUCAGCAACAGAGCUAUUAUGGCACUCAAGAGGCGUCCUAUCAUCAUCAACAUCAUGUUACUGCAGCAGCGAAAUUACUCGCGUCCUCGUAAUUGUUUAGCAAUUGAAGUUCGUUCGCUAGAAUCGUCUUGAAAAUAAAUUCAGACGUAUUGAAAGACGAAGAAAACCUUUCCGCAGUAUUCAAGAAAUCGCCGAGAAACUUAUAUGAAAGAAGAUCGUAAAAUUUCUAAUAACAAUUUAGAAUUGAAAAUUGUGGAUUGAAACUUAAUCCGAUUAUUUGGAAAAAGAACAAGAGAGAGAAUAACAAAAUUAACGGUCAAAAAACUUCUUUGACAAGUGUGUGAAAGAAGAAUUCUUCUACAACAUGGGACUAGUCAGUGACGUGCAAAUUGUUUUAAAAUUAAAAGAAAAAAUUUCAUUCUUCGUGAUAGAAGCUGAAAUAUUGUGAAUCCAAGAAAAGGAUACCAUUUCUCGAAAAAAUAAAUUUUCGAGAAAGUGACUAUCUCACACAGAAAUCUAUGCGCGAACGCUUUAAUGUAUAAUAAAAUGAUUUGAAGAAACGAAAUAUCUCAUCGAUGUGUCUUAAAAAACUUUGAUUUUAAACGUGUCGUUAAUAAGGUGAGGAGAACUGGAUCUCUAGUCAAUGACAGGGAUUUAUAUAAAAGUUAUGAAAGACGACGCGUAUUGAAAAUCAUUUUACUAGCAGGGAUAAUAAUUGGAAUCGCGAGAAAAUGGGACAAAACUAUAAAAUGCUAAUGAGACACAGCACAUUUCUAUAUUUAACUUCUUGCGUUUGAAUAUCCGAUACAUGUAAAUAGCUGAGUUAUAAUAUAAUUAGUGCGAAAGUGCUUCCUGGUUUGACAAAAGCGCAAAGAUACUUAAUAAAAAUGACGGAUUAUUGGCAAGGCUCGUGUGCAACAAAUAGAAAUAUAAUUACUGCAUUUGAAAAACAAUAAAACGUCGCACUUAUCACGCUACUUUUUAGUUUUCUAAUCAGAUAAUAACAGUUCGACUUCAACUAAUUAGAAUUAAAAGAAAAAGAACGGAACUUUUGUUAUUUAAAUGUUGAAUUAAUAUUUUUAAUAUUUAUGCCGAUUAUCCUACAAUUUUUUUUGUUACACAGCAAAUGCACGCGAAACCAGAGUACUUAAUUGUAAAUAAUCUUCAGAAACUAUUGCAAUAUUAAGAAUAGAUAAACUCUUUCGGCCUCGACGAUUUCAUUGCUUUAUUUACUGCCAUAUACUAGAUUAGAACAUUUACUCUCCAUGAUUGCUUGAAAUAAGUGUUGAAUCAUUUUGCAUGAAAUGUUUUUUUUAAAUGGCCAAAAAAGGUAUACUUUUUAUUUUUCGUACUUGAUUAUUUUAUCAGCAAGCAUUAAUAAGCAUUAAAUUUAUAAUUAUAACAAAUAAGCAAAAUAAGUGCAAAUUUUUUAUUUUAGUGGAUGAAAUUAAUCUCUCGAGGCACGAAUAUAACAUUAUUAGAUUUAGCCAUAAACCUUGCACGAAUAUAAUAAUGAUUCACUUCAAAAGAUAAAUAGGAGAAGUCUGAUGAGCCAUUCUUAUAAUUUAUUGACUCAAACCGUUGGCUGUUGCCACGGUUUUUUGAAGAAUAUAUUUAGUUAACGUUAAUCAAAAAUGAAUCUUUGUGUAUAGUUCCUCUGUAACUCUACUUUUGCAAUGCGCAAUAAAUAAUUUUACUCAUCAAUUAAGAUGACAGAGAAGUUGCGUUUCUUUCUUCGAGUUAAAGAAAGAAAGAUCCUAUUCGAAAUAAUAUGGUGAAAACUUAAUGCUGAAUGAGGGAUAAAUCAAUCAUAUUGCAUUUCUUUAGUUCAUUAAAAUUCCCGCAAUAAUAGCGAUGUUAUAGGAUAACUUAGAAUUAUCCUUUAAACUUUUGUACAUGGGCAAAUAAAUUAUUGUAUAAUA
Messenger RNA from Temnothorax curvispinosus, 4354 nucleotides. Its product is annotated as GATA-binding factor A-like. The record is from RefSeq and is a predicted model, not a curated record. Gene Ontology annotation, biological process: negative regulation of transcription by RNA polymerase II; positive regulation of transcription by RNA polymerase II; cell fate commitment. Bases 1295 to 2524 code for a protein of 409 amino acids. The transcript is spliced from 6 exons. Lineage: Eukaryota; Metazoa; Arthropoda; Insecta; Hymenoptera; Formicidae. Gene Ontology annotation, molecular function: DNA-binding transcription factor activity, RNA polymerase II-specific; RNA polymerase II cis-regulatory region sequence-specific DNA binding; zinc ion binding.